AUGGGCCUCUUCAUCUUGGACGAUCGAGACUCAGCGAUAACAUAUUCUUCUGAUGACUGGGAAGAAGCCGGAGUAGAGGAGGAGUUCAAUUCCACCUCGACAAGGACGAGCGUCAGGGGAGCAACCGCGAACAUCUCUUUCACGGGGAGAGGAAUCAGUGUCUGGGGUACCUUGGGCCAUGCGGGUCUCGGACAUACACCUCUGUCCACCUACAUCCUCGACAGCAGCCCUCCGAAGAAAUAUAGAGGCGCUCUUUCGGUCACCAACGACGUCGAGAAUGCGUAUUUGUACCUGGACUUCGUGCUGAUCACCCCAAUUGACUCGCUUACACCGCCUGUGCUAAACCAUGUUCGGCCUACCACACCCCAUUGGAACUGGGAUUGGCAGACCCCACUCAGUGCUAUGAUGGGGGGUUUCGUGGGAGGUCUGGUCAUCGCUGGAUGUUUAGUGAUGAUUUUCUUGGUUGGGCUGCACGAGACGCGGAGGGUUCCGAGUCCCAGGAGAACUCGUUGUGAGGGGAUUGUAGACAUUGCACGCCCACGAGCCAUAUCCAUUGGCCAUGGCCUCGCUGUUUAUCGUGCAGACUCAGAGGGCAAUUAUGUCGCCCUUACUCAGUCCGAACCACCCUCCCCAAUCGGCUACCUCGACGAAGAAUUCGAAUUCGAGCUGCCUCCUCCGGGAGAAGAACUUCCCCAAUAUGUUAGAUGA
This is a messenger RNA of Cyclocybe aegerita, 708 nucleotides long. The record is from the annotation of a GenBank genome assembly. Lineage: Eukaryota; Fungi; Basidiomycota; Agaricomycetes; Agaricales; Hemipholiotaceae.